This is a messenger RNA of Esox lucius (northern pike), 4983 nucleotides long. RefSeq names its product solute carrier family 13 member 2 (gene slc13a2). Gene Ontology annotation, biological process: monoatomic anion transmembrane transport. Gene Ontology annotation, molecular function: transmembrane transporter activity. Gene Ontology annotation, cellular component: membrane. NCBI's taxonomy places the organism in Eukaryota, Metazoa, Chordata, Actinopteri, Esociformes, Esocidae. The transcript is spliced from 12 exons. Bases 289 to 2085 code for a protein of 598 amino acids. The record is from RefSeq and is a predicted model, not a curated record.
CAGUCCAGUUAGACGCAUAACCUGCCAAGCUGUCAGGCUGGAGCACACCUGUCCCACUACCUGGCCCUAACCUGCGGCUCACCCAUCUUUUACCUGUGGCUUAGCCAGGCGUGAAGCUGUACCUUUAAAUUUAUUACUCGCUGGGUAACUGUUCAGUUCCCUGAAGUUUGAGGUACGAGUCGCCAAGAUAUAUCUGACCAACCUACUUCUUCGAGUUCCUUGUAGGUUAGCGCUAGGUUGACUGUAGUCCAGGUGUGUUUCUGUCUCUUUUCCUGUCUGUUGGAAAACAUGGCUUUUUGUAGCGUGUUGUGGAGCUAUCGGAAAUACCUCCUCAUCUUCCUCACCCCUCUGGUCCUCCUGCUUCUGCCUCUGCUCAUCCCCUCAUCGGAGGCUAAAUGUGGCUUUGUUAUCAUCCUGAUGGCCGUCUACUGGUGUACAGAGUGUAUACCCCUGGCUGUGACUGCCCUUCUGCCAGUCAUCCUGUUCCCUAUGAUGGGCAUCAUGCAGUCUGGAAAGGUGUGUGUCCAGUACUUAACGGACUCUAACAUGCUUUUCAUUGGUGGACUGUUGGUGGCAAUUGCUGUGGAGCACUGGAACCUUCAUAAACGCAUCGCGCUCCGAGUUCUACUGGUGGUUGGGGUACGGCCGGCCCUGCUUAUGUCGGGUUUCAUGGGUGUGACAGCCUUCCUGUCAAUGUGGAUCAGUAACACAGCCACCACAGCCAUGAUGUUGCCUAUUGCCCAGGCUGUGCUAGCCCAGCUGAGUGCCACUGAGGCCAGCCAUGAUGAGAGGGAGUUCCAGGGUCAAGGGAAGGAAAACCAGGCCUUUGAACUAGAAAUCAAACUACCCAAAGGGGAACCAUUCACCACCAAGCUGGAUCUUGUGAAGACUCAGCAGAAGAAUAUGUAUGAGGAUGAGGAGAGAGAUCUAGACACGACCCUGGAGAGGAGGAGAAAAGAGAGGGAGAUGAAGUACAACCUCCUGACUAAAGGGAUGAGUCUGAGUGUGUGUUACUCUGCUAGCAUUGGAGGCACAGCCACCCUCACCGGGACCACACCCAACCUUAUCCUUAAAGGACAGAUGGAUAAACUCUUUCCAGACAAUGGUGACGUGAUCAACUUUGCUUCCUGGUUUGGUUUUGCCUUUCCAAACAUGAUCCUCAUGCUGAUCCUGUCUUGGCUCUGGCUGCAGUUCAUGUACAUGGGCUUCAACAUGAAGAAGUCAUUUGGCUGCGGGAAGAAGAAUGAGGGAGACGAGGAGGCGUAUGCAGUGAUGAAGGAGGAGUACAAGAAGCUUGGGAGUGUGUCAUUCGCAGAGGGGGCUGUCCUGACUGUUUUCGUUCUUUUGGUGGUGAUGUGGUUUACUAGAGAACCAGGCUUCAUGCCAGGCUGGGCCACUAUACUGUUUAACAUUGAUGGACAGUUUGUGACAGACGGGACUGUGGCCAUCUUUAUGUCCAUGCUUUUCUUCGUCAUCCCCUCUCGGCCCUUCUGGUAUACUGAAGAAGAGGAUGCAGAGGAAGGGAAUGAAGGUACGAAGAAACACAAGGCACCACCUGCUCUUUUGGAGUGGAGCGUGGUCCAUGAGCGCAUGCCCUGGAAUAUCAUCCUGCUGCUGGGAGGAGGUUUUGCUCUGGCCAGUGGUAGCGAGGAGUCUGGUCUGUCUCUGUGGCUGGGUGAGAGUCUAGCGCCUCUAAAGUCCAUCCCUCCCUUUGCCAUCUCACUGCUGCUUAGUCUGCUGGUGGGGACCUUCACCGAGUGCUCCAGCAACACGGCCACCACCACGCUGUUCCUGCCCAUACUGGCCUCUAUGGCAACGGCCAUCAGCCUCAAUCCCCUGUACGUGAUGCUGCCAUGCACCAUCUGCGCCUCGCUGGCAUUCAUGUUGCCCGUGGCGACCCCUCCCAACGCCAUCGCCUUCAGUUACGGAAACCUCAAAGUCAUGGACAUGGUGAAAGCGGGCUUCGUCUUGAACAUGAUUGGGAUCCUGACCAUUAACAUGGCCGUCAACACCUGGGGAGAUGCCAUGUUCCACCUCAGCACCUUCCCUGAUUGGGCCAAUGUCACACACGGGAUCAAGCCCUGAGAGGAGUGAGGGACGGUCAGACGGAGGCGGGGAGUGGUCAGCAAACAAGUGUGCAGGGCUUAGAGGGAGGAGAAAAAGGCUGGGUACAAGAAAUACUGGAAGCAAAGGGAGCAAGACAGACCAACAAUUCAGAUAUGGACUCAGAAUGAUAAGUAAAGAUAAUGACAGGCACAAAGAAGAAAUAGUGAGAUAAAGAGAGUAUGAGAUAAGGAAAGGGAGAUAAAGCUAGAAAAACAAUGCUGAAGUGAGGAUGUCUGAGCUGUUGAACAAGUACACCAGCUACAGUACUGUCUUUGUGUACUCUCUUCCUUAGGGUGUUUUGCAACCAUUCGACAACCAGCCAAACUACAUUCAAAAACCAAACCAGGAUAUAACAUACAGACUAGCUCAGACUAACAGACCACAUACAUGCACAACAGAGACUGACAGAAGUUUCAAAGCUCCAUAGUGUUAGACGCUUAGAUAAAAACAAUACAUUAAACAUUCAUAUGCUGUGUGAGUGCCAAAUCAAAUUAGAAACCAAAAUGAACAUAUAUUCUAACUUAAAAACCAAUAUUGAGUGAAGUUAUCCGCUAAUCAGCAGGCUAGGAGGGUGAGACUUUACCAAUUAACAGAAAUAGCCAAACUCAAAACAUCACACUGCACAAAUGUAAAACUAAAUUAGCAUCUUGGAAAUUAUUUGUACUAACAGGCAUUGCUUUUGAAAGGCUUAGAAAUCAUGGAUAAACCAGAGUAUUGUCACUUUUGUUUACCAAAGAUUCUUUCCUACGUAGUUUCAUAUUUCCUGUUUUUUGCUAAAGUAAAGGUACCACAGAACAGAAUUUCCCAAAGGGUUGUGGCCCAAUUUAUAUAUAAAAUGUGAAUAUUUUAUAUGUAUAAAUACAUUUUUACUUUGCCAAUUGUAGCUAUGACAGUCCAGCAAACAUUAUUUUCAAAUGAUUUGUAAUAUUACCCAAAGGAAGUAAGAUUAUAAAUUGAUUAAGAAAGAUCAGUGUUUUAGAAAUAAUUGUUUGAUCUUCUGCGCAGAAGAUAACAAUCAGUUAUUGUUUUUUCUCCCCCCAGUCGAUUUAUUGCCUAGUCCUUUGCACUCUGUUCUCCUUAUGGAAUUAAAUGAUACACACAUAUUCCUGACAGUCUUAUCUGUAUUUCACAUAUGUUAUCAGCAAAAGACUGGCUAUUAUGGAAUAGCAGUGAGACAAUAUAUUAAGAGGAUGAUGAAAGAAGCCUCCAUCUUCACUCCAUCUAGAGUGUCACUCAGUAACAUGUCAACGACCGCUGUGGGCUUGCUCAGCUUAUUUUCAAAGAUUGCUACUGUUAGGCUUUACCACGCUAUGCUACAAGAUAGUUUCUGUGAUCUUCUUUCCUGAACCAAAGAACUCCCAGAAGGCUGUUGUUCAGGUCUUCUGUGAAGAGAGCUGUCUUGUCAUCCUCCAUCCUGUGAAACAUUGUGUGCCCAAGUAUGUCGUCAGCUUUGUGAAAAAGGCUUUACUAGUAUUGGGAUGUGUUUUCUUUGAGUAGAUGAAGCUCUGAGAUGGAAUGAGCAAAGAAGGGAAAGUCAUAAUAAUUCUCCAACACAUUUCUUUUAGAAGACGCUGACCCUUCUCAAUACAUUACAUUGCAGUGCCAUUUCUCCCUAGUGUUCAUUCAAUGUAAACAUAUCUGUCCCCAUGCCAGACAAUGACAUAUCCCAACUCCCCUCACACCAACAUUUUACAGACAUUACUAUGUACUUUAUAAAUAGGGAUAUAUAAUGUAGGAAUAUUCUUAGAAAAUAUUCUUAUAAGCACAGAAUUGUCAAUGUGAAUACAUUGAAAUUUAAUGGAUUAAUUGCUUGUACUUUUAACUUAUUAUUAUAGUCCUUUUUUGGACAAGAUGCAGCCAUAUCACACCCCACAUUAGGGUACAUGAGUUAAUCUGCACUGAGGUUAUCGGUAUCAGUUUUGUGUUGCAUUGACGGUGGUUAUUAUAUUACUGUCAUUAAUAACAUUUUCUUAUCCAAAACAAAAGAUCACAGUAAUCCAAGCUCCUUUAAAGCUAAGGGCCACAAUUAGGCAUAACAGCACCAGUGGCUGCCACAGUGCCAUAUCGGUUAUGGUUUUUGCAUUGAGGAGAUCCAGCAUCCAGGGAAACAUUUUAAUGACACACUCUACUGUUAUAUCGUGCCAUGAUGUAGAGUUGAUGACCAAUGAUGUCUGUGAGAAAAGUAUGGCAAAUGGACAUGGUCGUUUCACCACUAUAACUUCCAGCUUUAACAAAUUAUAAGAUUGACGACUGUUAUUGCAGCCCAAGUGGCAGCCUGUUCACAGUGUACCCUGUUCAAUGUAGUGGACUAUACAGCCUGUCACAGUGUACCCUGGUCAAAUGUAGUGGACUAUACAGCCUGUCACAGUGUACCCUGUUCAAUGUAGUGGACUAUACAGCCUGUCACAGUGUACCCUGUUCAAUGUAGUGGACUAUACAGCCUGUCACAGUGUACCCUGUUCAAAUGUAGUGGACUAUACAGCCUGUCACAGUGUACCCUGUUCAAUGUAGUGGACUAUACAGCCUGUCACAGUGUACCCUGUUCAAAUGUAGUGGACUAUACAGCCUGUCACAGUGUACCCUGGUCAAUGUAGUGGACUAUACAGCCUGUCACAGUGUACCCUGUUCAAAUGUAGUGGACUAUACAGCCUGUCACAGUGUACCCUGGUCAAUGUAGUGGACUAUAAUGUGAAUGGGGUGGCAUCUGGGAAACACGUUAUCAGGUCUCGGGAGAGAUAUCACUGGGGACAUGUUUGUAAAGAUCAACAUUUCUCUAUUGUGGUAUGUGAAAUAAUCUGUAUGUAAAUUCACCUGAACUUAAUUUGUUUUUCCCCAUGCAAAUUUUGUUUAACCCAUUAAAGUAUCCACUUGUUUUAA